Molecule: messenger RNA, 1827 nt
Organism: Stegastes partitus (bicolor damselfish)
Lineage: Eukaryota; Metazoa; Chordata; Actinopteri; Pomacentridae
Gene: slc7a6os
Product: solute carrier family 7 member 6 opposite strand
Exons: 5
Coding region: 38-1033 (331 amino acids)
Biological process (GO): developmental process
Source: RefSeq, a predicted model, not a curated record
ACCUCUCUGCCAGCCAGACUAACCAGAAACACACAACAUGGAUCCAAACACGACAAUUCUUCGAGUCAAGAGAAAACGGGGAACCGACCCAGCAGACGCGUUGUUGCUGGCGUGUAAACGUAUCCGGCCAGAAUCGUCUCAAAGCACAGGCGAAACGGCACCGGAGCCCAACGAAGCCGAGGUGGAAAACUCGGUGUUCAAACUCGUGGCGACCGUAGCUACACAGGAUGCUCCUGUUCAGACACAGUUUCGACAGGCUUUGGCUCGGCCUCGCAUGGCCCAUGCAUUGCGCCCUUCUGCUGCCAGUUCACAACGGGUAAUUGGGGACCUACGGAGCACAAAAUGGAGCACCCGCAGGGAGGAACGCUAUCGAAUACUGACAAGCCACCGUACAGGCCUGUUAAACCAAGCUGAGCAACAAGCGCCCCAGACGGAUGCUCCAGAGACCACAGAGGGAACUGGGACAGAGACAGACAAAUGCUGGGGUCUUGGUGAAAUCCAGGUGGUGGAUCUCAUCCAUGAGGAUGUAGAGAACCAGGACAAACCUUCUGGCAAGACCCUGUCCUCAGACCCAGACGAGAUCCUGUGUAACAACACCAAGAUGCUGCGGGAGCAUCUGAGCAUAUCUGGAGAGAGAUUGGGAGAAGAGCACCAGGAGCAUGACGAGGACUACGUCUACGAUCUUUACUACCAGGAAACGGUCACACCAGGGUGGAUCCAGGACAUCCUGUCUGUCAGGGCCUACGCCGAUGAGGGAGAACUGGUUCCUGACCUUGUGGUUCAUGAAGAGGAGGUGUAUGAAGAUGAGGAUGAUGAGAAUGAGGAAGGCAACUGGCGGAAUGACUACCCUGAUGAGGAAAGUGAUGCUGACAGUGACAGAGAGGAGCGCUAUGGUGGUUACUGGGAGGAGGAACACUCAUACAGCAGGAGGAGCUGGCAGCGCUACCAGAGGGAAGUGUUGCAUGAGCUUGGCUGCCGUGGUGAAGACGACGACGACAACGAUGAUGACGGAGACAAAUAUGAUUCCGAUUGAUCUGCCCCUUACCCCACCCUGCUCAGUGGAUCUUCCCAGUGCCCUCUCAACAAAUAACCCCUAACUCUGCAGACCUCUGUGUAGCUGAGAGUGGAAGAAAAUAACUAACAGUGUAGCAUCUUACAUGUAGCACUCAUCAGACUUUACGAUCAUGUUCUAAUUUCAAGUAAAAUUAGGUAACAUCCUGACAAUGUCAGAUACAAUACCAUAUAUACAUAUAUUUUUUUAAAUGUGCCAAAGUAUUAAAAUGUUACUUGAGUCACAAAGCUUUGGGACCACAAAUUGUUUAGAAAAUUGCACACACACUAUCAAUCAGUCCAGCGCUUUGCUACACCGAUGGUGAAGGAGUUGUUGUUAUUUCUAAAAGGAUCCAGUGUCUUUUUCUUCUUCUUCUUUUGUUUUUUUAUUAUUAUUAUUACUGUGGUGUGAAUUUGUGCGUGGAUGUUUGUUCAGAGUCGACGUGUGUUAGAAAUGUUGCACAUUAGUGUGAUAUGCCUCGUAUGCUUUGUGCUGUUACCACAUGUUAGUGAGAUGUCUCGAGCCGCGUGUGGUUGCAAUGUAGGGUGUUUGCAUUUUGUGCAUGGUAGUGGGUGUAACUGUGUGUUAGAUUUUUGCAUACUGUGAAAGUGUGGUGCAUUAUUUUUGUUGUGGGUGUGUGAGUUUGUUUCAGAAUUUCCCCUUUGAAAGUUCAGAUUGUUUCUCUUGGAUGCUUGUUGAGAUAAACUUUUUUUUGUAAAUAUGUAGAUGUGUAUAAAAAGAAAGCUUUCAAAAUAAACACAAAACAUCAGUGUUAA